Molecule: messenger RNA, 1104 nt
Organism: Aspergillus tanneri
Lineage: Eukaryota; Fungi; Ascomycota; Eurotiomycetes; Eurotiales; Aspergillaceae
Gene: DYS1
Product: deoxyhypusine synthase
Exons: 2
Coding region: 1-1104 (367 amino acids)
Biological process (GO): peptidyl-hypusine biosynthetic process
Cellular component (GO): cytoplasm
Molecular function (GO): deoxyhypusine synthase activity
Source: RefSeq, a predicted model, not a curated record
AUGUCCCUACCGCAAAUUGCUUCGGAGGCUGCCCCUCCUUCCGCCACGAAUGCUGUCUUGAUGGCCUCAGAACCCGUCCCCGAGGGGACGCACCUGGUCCGAGGGGUGGAUUUCGAGCAAUUUAAAGACCGCAAUGUGACUGUUGCCGAAAUGGUCGACAAUAUGAGGUAUAUGGGGUUUCAAGGGAGUGCAGUCGCUGAGGCCGCUAGCAUCAUCAAGGAAAUGCGAGCGUACUCCCACCCUGAAACUGGCGAGAAAACCACCAUUUUCCUCGGGUACACGUCCAACCUCAUUUCGUCCGGUUUACGAGACACUAUCCGCUAUCUUGUCCGCAAUCGUCACGUUUCCGCUAUUGUUACGACGGCUGGGGGUGUAGAGGAGGAUCUGAUUAAAUGCCUGGCCCCGACUUACAUGGGCUCUUUCACGGCGCCCGGGGCUGGUCUCCGUGCCAAAGGACUAAACCGGAUCGGAAAUCUUCUGGUACCGAACAGUAAUUACUGUGCCUUUGAAGACUGGCUAGUCCCGAUCUUGGAUAAAAUGCUGGAGGAACAAGAGGCAGCCAAAAAGAAGGCAUUGGAAACGGGAGAUGAAGAGGACGAGUUACACUGGACUCCGAGUCGAGUAAUCGAACGCUUGGGUCGUGAAAUUGAUAAUGAGGACUCCGUACUCUACUGGGCCGCUCGCAACAACAUUCCGAUCUUUUGCCCUGCUCUCACGGAUGGCUCCCUGGGAGACAUGCUAUACUUUCACACCUACCGAUCGUCCCCACAGCGACUACGAAUCGACAUUGUGGAUGAUGUGCGUCGUAUCAACACGAUGGCCGUUAGGGCAGCCUGUGCAGGGAUGAUAAUUCUUGGGGGUGGUGUGGUCAAGCAUCACAUUGCCAAUGCAUGUCUAAUGCGGAAUGGAGCGGAAUACGCUGUCUAUGUGAACACGGCUCAGGAAUUUGAUGGAAGCGAUGCGGGAGCCCGGCCUGAUGAAGCCGUAAGCUGGGGCAAAAUCAAGGCGGAUGCCAAGUCAGUGAAGGUAUAUGCGGAGGCCACCGUCGUCUUCCCACUUAUGGUUGCAGCCUCAUUUGCUCGGGUCGACCAGCCCGCCUCAUAA